CCCAGAACUGUAACAGGUUUUGCAACGAACAAGGUCUAGAACUUAACAGCGGUUGAUAAGAGCCCGCUCAAAGCUCAAAGCGGAUGCAAGCUUCGUAAAUCGUGCUGUUUUGACGUAGGAGGACGCAGCCCGAAGAAACUCAGACAGAUACGAUGGGGGGAAACAAGAAGAAGAACCGCCAUUCUAUUCCGACGACACCCUCGCCUGAUAAUACAGUGGUCUAUCCGAGAGCCGGGAAUGCGGGAGAGACAAUGACUAUAGUGUCGCCAGAAGAGAAAACUAAAGCCUUAGCCUCGUCCUUCGACGCUGAGGUGCGCCCUCUGAUAGACCUGGUGGACAGACUCCGAGGGUAUGGUCUGGACAGUGACAUCAACCUCCCUUCCGUCGCCGUCAUCGGGGACCAGAGUGCCGGCAAGAGCUCUGUUCUUGAAGCAAUCUCUGGCGUUCAACUGCCAAGAGGAACGGGCAUAGUAACAAGGUGCCCGUUGGAGAUGCGGAUGAAGCAUUCAGAAGAUGAGGACAUGUGGGCGGGAAAGAUAAUGUACAAGGACAUGUAUGACAUGACCCAUGAGGAAAUCAUUCUGAACAGAGAGAGCGUCGGAGAGCUCGUGCGGAAAGCUCAGAAGGAAAUGACAGAUAGUGCGAAGGGCAUCAGUGAUGAACUCAUUACUCUGGAAGUGACGUCAUCAGAUGUCCCUGACCUUACCGUCAUAGACCUGCCAGGUAUUGCAAGGAACGCCGUCGAGGGUCAGCCGUUGGAUAUUGAAGCGAGGAUUAAAAAUAUGAUCCGUAGAUACAUUAGACGCCAGGAGACUAUCAUCCUUGCUGUUCUACAGUGUAAUGUGGAUAUAGCCACAUGUGAGGCACUCAAAAUGGCAAAGGAGUUUGAUGCCGAAGGUGGCAGAACUCUGGGAGUUCUAACAAAGCCGGACUUGCUGGACAAGGGAGCCGAGACGGGCGUGGUGAGGAUCCUCAACAACAUGGAGUUCACACUGUCCAAGGGCUACAUCAUUGUCAAGUGUCGAGGCCAGGAGGCUAUAUCGGACGGCCAAUCCUUGAAACAGGCGCUAGAAGUAGAAGAAGAAUUCUUCAAAAGUCACAGACAUUUUAGCUCCUUGCGACCAUCUCAGUGGGGAAUCCCCAACUUAUCAGGUAGACUAUCACGUGAGCUGAAGAUACACAUCAAGAAACGGUUACCGGGCCUGAAGGAGGAUGUGCGCAACAAACUUCUUGAGACGGAGUGUGACUUACAUGAACUUGGCGAGGAUCCGCCAGCGACAGCCUCAGAGAAGCGGCAGAUGGCUCUCCGGAUGGUCACCGAGUUUAUCGACAUUGCCACCACGUUGACGAAUGGAAAACGUUGCGAUGACCCCAAGUUUCCGCCACAGAUUAACACCUUAUUCAGUGUUGCUCGCGGGUCUUUCGCAGAGUUGCAUAAAACCGCUGCUCAAGAGCAACCAGACACAAAGGAUCGGACACUGAAGACCGAACUACAACUGAGAAUGGAAGUGUCCCGAGGUCGAGAGUUCUGUAAUUUUCUGGGCAAAUUUGAACUGGUUGAAAGUUAUGCUCGGGAAUACGUCUUGAAAUUGGAACCACCUGCGCUUCGCUGCUUCGACGAAGUACAUAGCAAGACGAUAGAAAUUCUAAAGAUCCUAGCAGAAAAGUGUUUCGAGAAAUUCCCUGAUUUUGCAGACAGAGCAAAGGAAAUUAUCAUGAAGACAAGGAAAGCGACUCAAAAUGACUGCAAAGAGGAAAUACAGAGGUAUUUCAAGAUGGAGAAUCUCGUGUACUCCCAGGAUCAAACGUAUGGCGGCGAGUUACGAAAAGAAGAGGAGAAACGAAGGGAAGAAGAGGAGGAUGUAGCAGAGAGGAAACAUAAGGCAGCGUCAAAAUUUAACGUUCAGAUAGGCUCUGUAAAGGAUGAAGAUGUGAACGGUAUCGGCAAGGCAUUGCUGAGUCUAAAAUCCUAUUACCAGAUUGCUGCACAGCGUCUCUGUGACGUCAUCCCCAUGAUCAUCCAGCUGCACGUGUUCAAGGAACAGGUGGAGGAUAUGCGAACCCAGCUGAUGGACAUUGCUUCUGAUGAAAAGACCAUGGACCACAUCGAGGAAGAUGUAGACAUGGCCUAUAAGCGGAGAGAAUGCAAGUCUCGUCACGAGAGACUCCAGCUGGCGGAGGAAGAACUUGACAAAAUCUAAUUUUCAUUAAUGUCAAUCCAUGCUCUGUCUCUGCUUGCUUCUGUCACCGAUCAUCGUUGUCCUGACAACCCAUCUGUAAUUUCUUUAAUGCAUUGACAUAUGUUAAUGAUGUAUUGGGAAUCGUCCCAAGCCAGCAGGAAUCAAGCGAUCGGUAUGCUGCAAGAAGGGGCAACUCAAGUGAUCAUCGCCAGGUGUGUUAACGUCCAUCCAUGCACGAUAACUCGACUGUGGCAUCGUUUCAACCUUUUGGUGCUUUUGGGACCCGCUGUGUCUCUGCUUGCUUCUGUCACCAAUCAUCGUUGUCCUGACAACCCAUCUGUUAUUUCUUUAAUGCAUUGACAUAUGUUAAUGAUGUAUUGGGAAUCGUACAAUGGACUCUUUUAUUUAUACGGAUAAAAAGUUUCUCCAUGGCAGGAAACGAAGCCAUUUUGGUUUUGGAAUGGACGAAUGUAUCAUUCCGUAUUACGUGUUAUUAUAACUGUUCAUUUUCUAAA
Messenger RNA from Haliotis rufescens (red abalone), 2695 nucleotides. RefSeq names its product interferon-induced GTP-binding protein Mx-like. Gene Ontology annotation, molecular function: GTP binding; GTPase activity; microtubule binding. Bases 153 to 2201 code for a protein of 682 amino acids. Lineage: Eukaryota; Metazoa; Mollusca; Gastropoda; Lepetellida; Haliotidae. The transcript has 15 exons. Gene Ontology annotation, cellular component: membrane; cytoplasm; microtubule. The record is from RefSeq and is a predicted model, not a curated record.